GCGCAGUGGAUUAUACAGCCUCCUCUGUGCGUCCCGCCUCUCUCCGCGCAACAUGUUUAAAAAAGCUUUACUGCGGCUCUUGAACGCAGCUCAAAUCCCGCUCGAUGUUGACUCAAACUUUGUAUCAAACCAGUUAAGUCAGUUCCGCAUCAGCGUCUCAGAAGCAGCAGCCAUGGCUGGGGCUCCUCCUGUUAUCAUAUGGGAGCGUGAAGUUGAGAGCCUGUUGCAUUACAAAGAGCUGAUCCCCCGUCUGGAGGAGGCUUUAGGUAAGUUCUCCAGCCGGGACAGCGCGGAGGUUAUCCAGCCUGUGCGCUCCACGGUGCCCCUGCAGAAACACAACGGGUUUCUGGGGCUGAUGCCGACAUACAUGGAGAAUGACGGAGUCCUGUCCACAAAGUUAGUGUGCUUCUACAACAGGGGGGCUGGCUCCACUUUGCCAUCAGUGUCAGCCACAGUGUUGCUGCUGGAUCCCGAGUCCGGGCAUAUGAAAGCUGUCAUGGAUGGAGAGGCAAUCACUAACAUGCGUACUGCUGGAGCUUCAGCAAUCUCGGCUAAGCUGCUGAUGCGCCAUGGAGCCGAGGUUCUGGCCAUCUUGGGGACCGGCCAACAAGCCCUGAGUCACUAUAAAGCCUUCACUGAAAUGCUUUCAUUUAAAGAGGUGCGGGUGUGGAACCACAGAAGGGAGGGAGCGGAGAAGUUUCGCCGCUCAGUUGGCGGUCCCGUGACGGUGUGCGGUUCAGUGGAGGAAGCAGUGAGGGGAGCGGAUGUAAUAGUAACAGUAACCAGGUCUAUAGAGCCAGUGCUGUGUGGCCGGUGGGUCAAACCAGGGGCCCAUGUGGCAGCGGUGGGAGCUUGCAGGCCAGAUUGGCGGGAGCUGGAUGACUCAUUGAUGAAGGAGGCUGUGGUGUAUGCUGACAGCAGGGAGGGAGCAAUGGCAGAGUCCGGUGAUGUCAUCCUCUCUGGGGUUGAGGUGUUUGCAGAGCUCGGAGAUGUUAUUAAUGGGAUCAAACCUGCUUACAGAGAGAAGACCACCGUGUUUAAGUCCCUUGGAAUGGGAGUUGAAGAUGCAGUGGCUGCUAACCUGGUAUACGAGCAGUGGAAAGCCAAAGCCUACAAACUGUGAAGCGGCCAUGUACUUUUAACCUUUACACAUCACACAAAUGACCAAGAAUGAAGCCAUACAAGAACAAUUAUCAAGGAGCAAAAGAAAUAUGUCUGGCCUUUCCUCAGAGCUUAUUUUAAUGUUAAGCUUAGCUGUUAGCCGAUGAAUCACAAAGUCAGGGUAGGGAAGAAAGCAGAUAACUGACUUAAUAUCGAGGAACCUGAACAAAUCUACAACUGCACGAGUUAAGUGAGGCUGUGAAAUUAACAUGCUGAUGUUCCUCUAUUGUGGUUAUAGUGUUCACCACAUUGUUUAAUAUGGUACACUAUAAUUCAGAAAUAAUAAACCACAAUUGAGGCAGACUCAAAUGUCUGUUUUUUUUUUACUUUUGUAACACUUUCCCACCUUGGUUGAAAGAAAAAAUCUGGAGUAAAUCCAAGUUGAAAGGAAAUGAUUUAUGCAUGAAAAAAAUACGCUUGCUGAAGCUAAUAAAUUUGGAUCCUUGUUUUGUUUUUAA
This is a messenger RNA of Haplochromis burtoni (Burton's mouthbrooder), 1619 nucleotides long. RefSeq names its product crystallin, mu (gene crym). The transcript is spliced from 8 exons. Bases 53 to 1123 code for a protein of 356 amino acids. Gene Ontology annotation, biological process: thyroid hormone metabolic process. Gene Ontology annotation, molecular function: thyroid hormone binding. Gene Ontology annotation, cellular component: cytoplasm. The record is from RefSeq and is a predicted model, not a curated record. NCBI's taxonomy places the organism in Eukaryota, Metazoa, Chordata, Actinopteri, Cichliformes, Cichlidae.